GAACAACCACCCUCGCAGCCGGCGAGCAGUUUGAAUACCACCCGGUCGCCGCCGCGUCGCGGCCCACGAGUCAAUCGUAAGAUUAGCGCUCAGGUGACGAAGCUGGAAGCCGUCGAUGAUGCUGUUGACCCUCUCGGACCCCUCGGAGGCAGCGGCCCCUCAUUGUUCACCGAGCAGGCCCCAAUGCCCCCCCAGAAGGAGCCGGCUGUCGGUCCUAGCCCGACACAUCUGGUCUCGCCGACGCCGCAGCAGCCCUUGUUUGGAGUGUCAUCGGAGGCUGGCACUCUCGAGGAGGACGGAUCCGGCUUAAAGGGUCCCCCCCCCGUCCAGCCUCCGGUAGACGCCGAGAGAGCGCCCAAGCGACAGUCGCAGCCUAGUAUGAGCGUGGAACAGGCCGCGAAGCCUACAUUCGACAUCGAGGUCGGUGAUCCGCACAAGGUGGGAGACCUGACAAGCAGUCACAUUGUCUAUCAGGUCCGAACAAAGACUACAUCCAAAGCAUACCGAGUCCCCGAGUUUACUGUGAGCCGUCGCUACCGUGAUUUCCUCUGGUUGUACAGCUCGCUGCACAACAACAACCCUGGUGUUGUCGUGCCGCCUCCGCCCGAGAAGCAGGCUGUCGGCCGGUUCGACACGAACUUUGUCGAGUCCCGACGUGCGGCACUGGAGCGCAUGCUUAACAAAAUCGCGGGGCAUUCGGUCUUGCAGCAUGAUGCCGAUCUCAAGAUCUUCCUCGAAAGCGAGUCGUUCAACCUGGACGUCAAGAACAAGGAGAACAAAGAGCCCGACCUCGGCCAGAACAAGGGCAUGCUUAGCUCUUUCGGCAUCUCUGUUGGUGGCAGCAGUGGCAAGUUUGUAGAACAUGAUGAUUGGUUUCAUGACCGGAAGAUUUAUAUGGAUGCGCUGGAGAACCAGCUGAAGGCCUUGAUGAAAUCGAUUGAUACGGUUGUUGCUCAAAGAAAGGGACUCUCCGAGGCUGCCGGCGACUUUUCCGCGUCGCUGCAUGCAUUGGCCGCGGUUGAACUUUCGCCCGCUCUGUCAGGCCCACUGGAUGGACUGUCGGACAUCCAGCUGCGCAUCCGGGAACUGUACGAGCGACAGGCGCAACAGGACGUUCUCACGCUGGGGAUCACGAUCGACGAGUACAUCCGGCUGAUCGGCAGUGUCAAGACGGCAUUCACCCAACGCCAAAAGGCGUUCCACAGCUGGCACGCGGCGGAGACGGACCUGCUGAAACGCAAGAGCACGCAGGACAAGCUUCUCCGCCAGGGCAAGUCGCAGCAAGACCGGCUGAACCAGGCCAACGCCGACGUGGCCGACGCGGAGCGCAGAGUGCACCAGGCCCGUCUGCUCUUCGACGACAUGGGUCGUCUGAUGCGCAGCGAGCUGCAGCGCUUCGAGCGGGAGAAGGUCGAGGAUUUCAAAUCGGGCGUCGAGACUUUCUUGGAGAGUGCCGUCGAAGCUCAGAAAGAGUUGAUUGAACUGUGGGAGACAUUCCUCAUGCAUCUCGACGCCGACCAAGGCAGCCCGUUCUACGCCAACCAGGAGAAUUCGCUGCCGGAGCCAGUAGAGAAUGCGGGCGAGGGAGUCGAGGCAGCACAGGAUUAGUUUGACGUUACCCUUACU
Penicilliopsis zonata CBS 506.65 is the source of this 1626-nucleotide messenger RNA. RefSeq lists its product as hypothetical. Gene Ontology annotation, cellular component: endosome. NCBI's taxonomy places the organism in Eukaryota, Fungi, Ascomycota, Eurotiomycetes, Eurotiales, Aspergillaceae. Gene Ontology annotation, molecular function: phosphatidylinositol binding. The coding region runs from base 184 to 1608 and encodes 474 amino acids. Gene Ontology annotation, biological process: retrograde transport, endosome to Golgi; protein retention in Golgi apparatus. The record is from RefSeq and is a predicted model, not a curated record. The transcript is spliced from 4 exons.